AGAUUAGGGAUUAUUCUGAUUUCCACUCCUGAAGGCAUCGUUGUAGCCAGAAUUUCUGACACUGCAUCGCAAUAUGUGAAACACAGUAGCAGGGAGCUGAUGUACUCUUAUCAAUGGAAACUGCCUCACACAGCUGCUGGCUCUUUAAAUAACACUCUGAUUACCGAGGUCACAGCUCUCUUUCCAGACAACUAUACACGAAUAGACAUCAAGUCGCCACAAGAGUUACACUGCACAUCACAUGUACAUCUUGGGGUUGAUAAACAUUUUGAGGACACAUGGUUCAGGCAAGACAAAGAGAGAAACACACUAAAGCUGACCUGGUUGUACUGGAAUGAUAAAAGAUGCACUGUCUCAGUAGCUUUCGAUGAUCCACUGUGUAAAGCUUUGUUUCAGGUCCCUAACACAUAUCCUCAUGUCCCCCUGGUCAAAGCAAAGCAGGAUACAUGGGAAUGCUUGGGCCCUUGGACCAGACGUUGUGAGGAAGCUGCUGGCUGGGUAGAGACAUCAGACGCAGGGGUGGAGUUUCACAACCAACUUCAGGUGAAGGAAGCCAUUCCAAAGGCUGCAGAGAGGAAACUGCAUGACUUGGAGCCUGGUGAUUGGAUCGUGGUGAAGGAUUUCAGACGGAAGAACUGGUGGGCUUGCAGGUGGAAUGGUCCCUACUGGAUCUUGCUCACCACUGAAACAGCUGUAAAGGGGGCAGAGAGAGCUACGUGGAUCCACGCCACCCACUGCAUACGAGUACCAGACCCGGGGCCAGCAGCCAAACACCAGACAAGUGAGAUCGAGAUCAGCGAGUGAACCGAACCUUCCUCCCCUUGUGCAUUCAGGGGGUAUUUGAGGGGAGUGGCGGUCCCGAGGGGGGGGUUUCUCUGAGCACAGAGAUUCCACUGGGACCACCUAGAACCACUACCCUCCCGAACCAACAUCACGGGCACACUGAUUAGGGGGUAGGCAGAGGUGACACAACUGAUAAGAUGACACUUGAGACCAGAGAAAGAUGGCGAUGGAGGGGUGACGGACUGAGAAGCCACGGAGACGGGGUGCUGGCCGCUGUCAUCAUUGUCCUGUCAUCAGUCUCACUAAUGGAAACAUUCAAAUCACAACUAACCACAGAAGAAGGAGGGGUCAAAAGGGAGGUGCCACCCAUCUUCCCCAACAUCCCAGCUCAGCUGGAAGACAACACAUGGUAUGCAACUAUACUGACUAUUGCCAGAAAAGUGACUAACCAGAGCUGCUACGCCUGUGUGCAGCUCCCCCAUGGGGUGGGGGAUUCCAUCCCAGGGGAGCCCACGCCAUUAAAUGUCUCCGAGACCCUAGGAGUCAUGGUGGCAUUCACCCGGGGGGGUUACUCUGCAGAACAGAACAGUGAGAGACAUGGGAGCUGCACUCAAGCUAUGUAACAUCAGCAUCACCAACUACGACGGCUCCACAGCCAGGGUUUGGAACAUGAGCCAAAUAACCCAGCAAGGAAUUCAUCGGCCCAUCAUGACUACCAAUCCAACGUCCCAGGCCGGUACGGUUGGAUUCACCAGACAGUGCUACACGUCUAGAGACCACUUCCUGGGGACUUCAGCAUGCAAACAGAUUGUCACUACAACAUGCGGCACCGGGUGGAACAAGGGACAUACAUCGCUCAGCUGAAUCUGACUGACACCACCAGCUUACACCGCCCAGGAAGCUACAAUCCCAUCGUCCUGAUGCGUACGGAGGAUGGAUUUGGAUCCCUAAGAGAGCACGUGUGGGUAUGUGGACAACAUGUUUAUCAAUCCCUCAGACCGGGGUGGUGUGGCACCUGCUACCUUGCUAAGCUGAUAACAUCUGUGAACCUUCUACCCACCAUCACUCAUUUUCACACCCACUAUGCUCACUAUUACUUACCACACAGAGCACGGCGAUCCACUACGAGAGCGUCACCAGGGGAGAAAGGAAUCAGUGGCAUCCUCCCCUGGUGGGGGACUGUGAAUAAUGCACACAAGAUAGACCACCUGGCCAUAGAUCUUGAGAACUUGACGGCACUGGUAGAGGUAGGGUUUUCCACUCUCACUCCUACCAUGCGGGGGAUCAAAAACGUGGCCCUGCAGAACAGAAUGGCUUUGGACUUGAUGCUGGCUGGUCAAGGAGGAGUUUGUCAUAUUAUUGGGACUGAUUGCUGCACCUAUGUUCCAGACAUCACAGACAAUAUGACUCAUGUUGUUUCCCACCUGAACGACCCGCUGCAUGAGGAGAAAAGCCUGGACUCCCAGAGUGUGGGAGGAUGGGAUAUGUGGUCAUGGCUGACUAUGGGAGGAUGGAAGAAUGUGUUGAUGAAAAUGUUGGCACCCGUGCUCCUAGUUAUUGUGCUCUUCCUCCUUUUGACCUGCUGCUGCUUCAGAUCAAUGAUUGCUACAGCAAUUAAAUCAUCUAUGGGUCAGUAUAUGAAUAUGCCAAUAGAAACAUCCAGCUGGGUUUUGAAGUAUGAUGCGAAUUUAGAAUAAAAUGCUCAUGUAUGCUCAUAUAUUACGGCUAGAGCUAUUUAUCUAAUGGUUACAGUUAUAAUAAUAAUAAUAAUAGUUCUGUUGUUUUGCUGAUUCACGCACGCAUAUUGGUUAUAACUUAGUUUUUUGGUUUAGUCUCAUUAAAUUUUUUAGUUCAUUCCUAUUUGUGUCCAGUUAUAAUGAUAAUGAUUGCUAAUGACAGGCUAUUGAAUUGAAGUUCGCUGGAUAAGCUAAUGAUAAGUAUAUGUGGGGUUUUCCCCACUUGUCUGGUUGUUUGAUUUUUUUUUCCUUUCCUACUUAACAUUUGUUCUUAAUUAUUUUGAUUAGCAUUUAUUUUAAGAUGAUUUUAUGCUAAAAAGAGAGGAAUUGUAAUGGCAAGAACA
Molecule: messenger RNA, 2863 nt
Organism: Siniperca chuatsi (mandarin fish)
Lineage: Eukaryota; Metazoa; Chordata; Actinopteri; Centrarchiformes; Sinipercidae
Exons: 2
Coding region: 100-804 (234 amino acids)
Source: RefSeq, a predicted model, not a curated record